GCAAGACCACCCUUUUGCCAUAGCCGCCUUGCCCUUUGUAUUUCUACACGUACGAAUCCAUCUUGACCGGCUGCAGGCAUUGAUCUGUUACCUCUAACCGACACAUAUUGAGGGAUUUACACAAAGAACCUACUGUAGUCAAGGUGAUGUCAUUUUGAUAGCCUACGUGACCAUUGUAUUGAUGUUGCUGAAGAUCACGACUUGAUUAUUUCUCUGGAUGGAUGCUGGUGCCAUGAAAGACAAUGUUUGAACUACUGGAUUCAAAAUCGAACUGACAACGGACAAUAUUUAUAGUUCGGUAAUUCAGACUGCAACUAGUUAGCUCUACGGGUGGCCAUCAGUUGAACAGAAAUCGAAUGGUCCCGUUUAUGAAAGCGUCAUCAGCGACUGGCCAGGUGGAUUUUUUUCAAUAUCCAGCAACAAUACAUUUUCAGGAACCGGAUCACUUGCUUAGAGUCUAGUUUGGACAUUUUUGGUCUCUUUCGCGUGUUCACAAUGCAGUUUCGGACAGUGGUCGAUGUUAAAGUUGUGGAUGUGGAGAAGAGGAGGAAUCCUUCCAAACAUUACGUGUACCUCAUCAAUGUCACCUACUCUGACUCCACCUCCCACAUCAUAUACCGGAGAUACAGCACAUUUUUCGACCUCCAGAUGCAGAUCCUUGACAAGUUCCCAAUUGAGGGAGGGCAGAAAGACCCCAAACAGCGGAUCAUCCCGUUCCUCCCAGGUAAAGUCCUCUUUCGCCGAAGUCAUGUCCGAGAUGUGGCCAUGAAAAGACUGCGGCACAUUGAUGACUACUGCCGGGCUCUUGUGCGACUGCCCCCCCAGAUCUCUCAGAGUGAGGAGGUUCUGCGAUUCUUCGAGACCAAGGCGGACGACCUCAACCCCCCCAAAGAGGACUAUGGCUCCAAACGCAAGUCAGUGUGGAUGUACGGGCUGGCAGAGAGUCCAAAGAAAGAGGUGCCAGGCGGGGACGGCUCGGACCCCAUGGUGCUGGAGCAGUACGUGGUGGUGGCCAACUAUGAGAAGCAGGAGAACUCGGAGAUCAGCCUCAAAGCCGGCGAGCUGGUGGAUGUGAUCGAGAAGAGCGAGAGCGGGUGGUGGUUUGUCAGUACUGCGGAGGAGCAGGGCUGGGUCCCUGCCACGUACCUGGAUUCCCACAACGGCACUCGGGAUGACCUGGAGCUCAGCACCUCCAGGGCUGGAGAAGUCACUAAGCGGCGAAAGUCACACCUGAAGAGGCUGGACCGGAGAUGGACUCUGGGCGGCUUUGUCAACAGACAGCAGAGUCCAGAGGAGAAAUACAUCACAGUGCAGCCGUACACCAGCCAAGGAAAGGACGAGAUCGGCUUUGAGAAAGGGGUCACUGUGGAGGUCAUCCAGAAGAACCUGGAAGGGUGGUGGUUCAUCAGACACCUGGGAAAGGAGGGUUGGGCCCCAGCCUCGUACCUGAAGAAGGUGAGGGAGGACUUCACCCCGCGUAAGAAGACCCUGGCCGGCCCCGUGGAGAUCAUUGGGAAUAUCAUGGAGAUCAGCAACCUCCUCAACAAGAAGGCGACCAGCGAGAGGGACGUGCAGGCAGAUAACGAGCCCGAGGAGCCCCCUCCCACCAAGAGGGAGAUCAGCCUCCCCUUCCCCUGCGAGGAGCCCGGCAGCAGUGCCGCCCUGCUGGACAGCAAGGGCAAAGCAGCCCAGAGCUCCCCCGCCAUCGCCCGCAUCACCCCCCACAGGAUAGACAUCGGUUCUCCCAUCCUCAGACAGAAACCUCCACCUCGAAGAGAGACCGGUCUGGGAUUUCAGUUACCCAAGCCACCAGAGCCCCCUACUGUUGAAGCAGAGUACUACACCAUAGCAGACUUCCAGUCUCGUAUAUCUGAUGGUAUCAGUUUCCAUGGUGGCCAAAAAGCUGAUGUGAUAGAAAAGAACUCUGGAGGGUGGUGGUAUGUUCAGAUCGGGGAUAAGGAGGGCUGGGCGCCCUGCUCUUACAUCGAUAAGAGGAAGAAACCCAAUCUGAACCGAAGGACCAGCACGCUGACCCGACCCAAGGUCCCGCCCCCAGCGCCGCCAAUCAAGAAGCAGGAUUCCGAGGAAGGGGCAGCUCCCGGCAGCCCCGCCGCCGGGGCAACCGAAGCCCCCAGCAAGCCCGUGUACGAGGAGCCGGAGUAUGAUGUGCCCGCCAUCGGGUGCGACCUGGAUCUUGACCUGGACUUCCUGAAGGCGGAGUCCUCCAGGGAGGUGCGGGGUGAGGACGCGUCCUCGGAGAGGGGCUCCCAGCUGAGCUCCUCCAAGCCCUCGCCUGUGUCCUCCCUGCUCAGGGCAUCUUUCAAGGUGGGCGCAUCCACCGAAGACGUGGCCCAGGAGGAGGAGUGCAUCUACGAGAACGACGGCUUCAGGCCAUACUGCGACGAUCCCGCCGCCGUCAGAGUGUCUGGAGGCUCCGGCUCUCCGAAGCCCAGCCCCUUCUCGGCCACCCGCGUAGUCUCCGCCUCCCGGACCUCCCUUGGGGCCGGGGCAGCUGUGAAAAAGAGGGAUUCCGAACUGGCAAGGAGUCAGUCCCUCUCCAAAGCGGAGGAGGCCACGCCCCGUUCUCCUCUGAACGGUUCCACCAGAGGCCUUAACAGGCAGGCCGGCCUCACAAAAGACACAGAGCCCCGAAUGGCUCAGAGCCCCUCCACCAAACCCAAGCCCGUGGUCCGACCCAAGCCCCUUCUGGCUAAAUCGGAGCCGCAGAGUCCGGAGAAGAUGGACAUCAGCACUCUGAGGCGGCAGCUGAGACCGACAGGACAGCUGAGGGCGGGGCCGAAGGCCUCCCGGGGGGGAGAGGACUCGGAGACGGCCUCCGUCAUCUCCUCCGAGGACUCGGGGUCGUCGCGCAGCACCUCGGACCUCUCCAGCAUCUACUCCAAGGGCAGCCGGGGGGACCCGGACCUGGAGGGCUGCUUGUACCGCACCACUGACAGCUACGAGAAGGUGCAGGAUUGCGAGGUCAGCUUCGCGGCGGGUGUGGAGGUGGAGGUGCUGGAGAAGCAGGAGAGCGGGUGGUGGUACGUCAGAUGCGGGGAGGCCGAGGGCUGGGCGCCCACGUACUACCUGGAGCCCCUGAGGUCUCAGCCGGACGCGGCCGGCCUGGAGCCUGACCGGACCGCACCCGUGCUGGGAAGCCUAAGCAAAUCCAACAGCCUGGAGAAGAAUACGCAGCGGGUGCAGGCCCUCAACAACAUCAACCAGAGCCUGAGACGCUCCUCGCCCCCAAUCCCGUCCAAACCGGCGGGCCCCGCCAACGGAGCGGUGAAGAUGCGGAACGGGGUGCGGCAGCUGGCUGUGCGGCCGCAGUCCGUCUACGUCCCCGCGCCCGUCAAAGACACCAACGUCCUGACCGGGUCGCUGCGGAGGAACGAGUCGCUCGGCUCCACAGACGGGCUGAGGUCCGGCGUGGCCGUGCGGCGCAACUCCUCCUUCAACGCCGUCCUGCCACAGACGGGCGACGCCAGGCUGAGGCGGGCCGACCACGCCGGGGCGGGUGGGGCCGACUCCCUGACCCGGGGCGCCCAGCGCAACGGCGUUCCCGUCUCCGCCGUAAGGCCCAAACCUGUCGAGAAGCCCAACCUCAUCCGCAACAACCUCCGGGAGGUCUACAUCACCAUAGCAGAUUACCGCGGCGACGAGGAGACUAUGGGGUUCUCGGAGGGGACGAGUCUGGAGGUUCUGGAGAGGAACCCAAAUGGGUGGUGGUACUGCCAGGUUCUGGACAGCGGGCGCUCUCAGAAGGGCUGGGUGCCCUCAAACUACCUGGAGAGAAAGAACUAGCCUUUCAUGUCUCAAAUAUGUAUAUAUUUUUAAAAAGACAAAAAAAACAAUGUCAUUUGACUAAAAAAAAAGACACUUUCACAGCUGGUUUACUAAAGAUGUAUAGCGUACAUGAGGGCUUUUGCUGGUUGUCAGUGAUAAAGUAUCCACUCACAAAAGAGACUGCUGAGAUUAGCUACUUCAGUGUCUUAAACAUUAUGUGGACAGUGUUGUAGUGAUUGUGAGUUAAAAAAAGAAUGGAGCAGGGUCAUAUUAUAAGUCAUACUUGCUCAUAAGAUGUUCUCAUUAUCAAUUGGGUGCCUUUCAAUGAUUUUGAGCAGAGUGGAUACACUAAAGCAUCAAAGAAACAAGAGCAUAUGUUUUAAUGAAUCAAAAAAUUUCCAUCAUUUUUCAUUGGAACAUUAUUCAGUGCCAUAGACCUAUGAUUAUGGAACAUCAGCAAGUAUAUUUUGUUACUCAGAAGUAAGAAAGAAAAAAGACAGAAAGAAACCAAAGAAAGAAAGAAACCAUUCUUUCUUAAGGGGAAAUGAAUGUGGGGCUUGGAUAAAGCUUGACUGAUAAAAAACUAAGGUUGAUUUUAUCGCAGUAAAAUGCGAUAUUGUGGAUGGGGUACUGAUGACUCAGUGGCAGACACUGAGCUCAGAAAAAGCUCAUUAAUUUCUCCUCUUAAAAGUUGUUGUAUGUUUUAUGUCUUUGACUUCCUUAGAGAUGUAUUUCUGCUUUAGUCUUGUGAUAACCACACUAAACAGUCAGCCUGAAAUUUGAAGUUGUUUAGUCUGGCAAAUUCUAUGCUCUUUGAUAUGUUGUCGAACAGAGUUUCGCUGAUGGUGUCUGUAUACGAAUUUGCUUAAAUUUGUAAUGUUACCCCAUGGUUUAAAUCUGGCUGAUUCUGUCUGUUUAUUUAGGAAUAAGAAUGUUGCUUUAACUUUCGUCAUUGGUAUCCCACUUUGACAAUAACACGGACGAGCUUGAAACAGUUCAUCUCAUGAAUAACUGAGGAUUCAGGAGUCGUGGGCAGCUGAGUCUGUUAUGAUGUUUUUAUCAGGGUAAAUCGCAGAUUACCCAACUCUGAUCUGACUGUCUACCCUAAGAGGAUAUUGGUUUGCAAUAUAUAUUUAAAAAAUUUCCUUCUUGAAGUACUUCCAGAAAAAUAAACCUUUUGUGUGCAUUGCGGCUUCAUGCAUUCCCCCUCUGCAAUGCUGUAGUGCUGGUGCUGAUAAUGGUUUGCUGGGAAUACAGAGCUGUACUGGAGAUAAAGGCUGAUAACUGCCACAAAAACCCAGGGAUUGCAGAUGCAAAACAAUGAGCCUGAAGUGUAAUCAAGCCAAAACAUCAACAUCAAUGCAAAAAUUCACAUGCAGCGUCGUAUGGUUUCAGCGUUUAGUGUACACCGGUACAUAAAAUCUAUUUAACAGAAUAGCCAAACGAGGUUUUAAAACUGAAGAAUUAUGUGUUAGAUUGUGUUAAUAUGUGGAAUAUGGAAGCACUUGGUGCUGUGGCCCCUGGACAUAUGAACAGCACACAUUAAUGCACAGGAUUGAUUUCUGUCAGUUUUAAUAUUGCUGUGCAGUAUU
This is a messenger RNA of Megalops cyprinoides (Indo-Pacific tarpon), 5378 nucleotides long. RefSeq names its product SH3 and PX domain-containing protein 2A-like. NCBI's taxonomy places the organism in Eukaryota, Metazoa, Chordata, Actinopteri, Elopiformes, Megalopidae. The transcript is spliced from 15 exons. Gene Ontology annotation, biological process: superoxide anion generation. The record is from RefSeq and is a predicted model, not a curated record. Gene Ontology annotation, cellular component: cytoplasm. Gene Ontology annotation, molecular function: phosphatidylinositol binding; superoxide-generating NADPH oxidase activator activity; protein binding. The coding region runs from base 496 to 3804 and encodes 1102 amino acids.